Asparagus officinalis (garden asparagus) is the source of this 804-nucleotide messenger RNA. RefSeq lists its product as uncharacterized. NCBI's taxonomy places the organism in Eukaryota, Viridiplantae, Streptophyta, Magnoliopsida, Asparagales, Asparagaceae. The record is from RefSeq and is a predicted model, not a curated record. The transcript has a single exon. Bases 1 to 804 code for a protein of 267 amino acids.
AUGGCUCAACCUCAAGGUUUUGUUGAUGCCGACAGCCCACAUCAUGUCUGCAGAUUACGGAAGGCGAUCUACGGUCUCAAACAAGCUCCUCGAGCAUGGUACAAUGAGCUUCAACAGUUCCUUCUUGCAUCUCGCUUCUCGAACUCCAUUGCCGACACCUCCUUAUUCAUUCUCAAUGACAAUAGUAUAACUAUCAUGUUACUUGUCUACGUUGAUGUCAUCAUUAUCAUCAGAGGCAACAAUGCUACAUCACUUCAGGACUUCAUCUCAGUUCUCGCACGUCGGUUCUUGCUCAAAGACCUUAGACCACUUGAUUAUUUCCUUGGAGUUGAAGUUGUUUCUCGCCCUCAAGGUCUUCUCCUCUCACAUCGAAUAUACAUUGCUGACUUGCUAGCUCGAACAAAGAUGACUGAUGCUCGCACUAUCAUAACUCCACUUGCCAUCUUGCUCGUCCUUACACUUCAGUCGGGUACAACCCUUACUGACCCAACCGAGUUCCAAGCUAUAGUUGGGAGUCUUCAGUAUCUCUCCCUCACUCGUCCAGACAUUGCCUAUGUAGUUAACAAACUUUCACAAUACAUGCAUCGUUCGACUACAGACCAUUGGAACGCUACCAAGAGACUUCUCAGAUAUCUAUGUGGCACCAGUGAUUACGACAUUAUGUUACAUCGUCAAUCACCUCUCGCUCUCCACGCCUACUUAGAUGCCGACUGGACAGGUAACAAAGAUGACUUCACAUCCACCAGUGCCUACAUUGUAUAUCUUGAUCGAAACCUGAUAUCCUGGAGUUCGAAGAAACAAUGA